Molecule: messenger RNA, 2085 nt
Organism: Passer domesticus (house sparrow)
Lineage: Eukaryota; Metazoa; Chordata; Aves; Passeriformes; Passeridae
Product: dual specificity calcium/calmodulin-dependent 3',5'-cyclic nucleotide phosphodiesterase 1C-like
Biological process (GO): signal transduction
Cellular component (GO): neuronal cell body
Molecular function (GO): calmodulin-activated 3',5'-cyclic-GMP phosphodiesterase activity
Source: RefSeq, a predicted model, not a curated record
AUGAGUGGGUUUCCCCAGGGCGCCCGCCCGCUUCUGUUACGUAAGUAUUUUCGGUGUGAACGACUUGUUAGUGAGGAAGGGGAAAGUUUCCAUGUCCACCUGGAAAAACCUUCUACUGCCAAAAUGGAAAGGGAGCAGCGGGGCUGGGCCACUUGCGGCAAACCCCCAUUUCCAUGCAAACAGCUCCCAUUUCCAUAUCCAGGCGCCUUGUCCUUUGUUUUUGCUGGGCUCGGUGUGGAAUGGAUUGCCGCUGCUGGAACCCAGCUGCCGGUUGAGCCUGGGACACCUCCCGAUCGGCCGGCGGCCAUGCCGCAAAGUAUACUGACCUGUGUAUGUACUAUAACUUUAUUCUCGGCGGGGAUUUGCAUUGUAUUUCUGCCUAGUAUUUUCACCUCUGUCAACUCAAAGUCUGGACUGCUCUCCGCGGCCACGCUUCCUCACGCGUGCGUCCGUUCAUGUACGUUCGUGUACGUUCCGUGCCACGGGUAUUCCACAGCGUAUUUUCCCACGACUCUUUUUGGACUCUGUGUCCUUGGCUCUCAUUUGGCUGCGCCUCUGCAGCUCGCUGGUCGCGGGUCCCCUAUAUCCCGGUUCUUCAAACCAUGCUGUAUUCUGCGGUUCAGUCACUGCCUGCUUUCCCAGGAAGCACUUCCCAGGAGCUGUGUUUGUUUCGAUGCGUCCCUUGCCGCCUGUGACCCUGUGGACUCGCUGCUCAGGUCUCGCUCUACCGGGUCUAAAUCACAGAACUGCUUGUGGAGCACCAUUAUUGGUGGGCUGACGGGCAACCUCAAGGAAAGGCCAAAGUUGACCAUUAUCAAUGACCCUAGACAUCCUGAAGAAAUUUUAGCAGAUGAACUACUGUCAGUGGACAGCCCUGAAGCAUUGGUGAAAACAUCUUUCAGAUUACGGUCUUUGGUAAAGCAAUUAGAGAGAGGGGAAGCUUCAGUUUUAGAUCUAAAGAAGAAUUUGGAAUAUGCAGCGACUGUUCUUGAUGAACACAUUGGUGAAACUAGGCAUUUACUGGACACAGAAGAUGAGCUCAGUGAUAUCCAGUCUUACUCUGUGCCCUCAGAGGUCCGUGACUGGUUAGCUUCUACCUUCACACGGCAAAUGGGGAUGAUGCUCAAAAGGACUGAGGAAAAAACCCAGUUCAGGAGUAUUGUCCAUGCAGUGCAAGCUGGGAUAUUUGUGGAAAGAAUGUACAGGCGUACUUCAAAUAUGGUAGGCUUGAGCUACCCACCAGCUGUAAUUGGAGUGCUAAAGAAUGUAGACAAGUGGUCCUUUGAUAUGUUUGCACUAAAUGAUGCCAGUGGGGAUCAUGCACUGAAAUUCAUUUUCUAUGAACUUCUCACACGCUAUGAUCUGAUCAACCAUUUCAAGAUUCCCAUAUCUGCCUUGGUGUCUUUUGUGGAAGCUCUGGAGCUUGGCUACAGUAAACACAAAAAUCCUUAUCACAACCUAAUGCAUGCUGCAGAUGUCUCACAGACAGUCCAUUACUUCCUUUUCAAGACAGGCACUGUGCCCUGGCUGACAGAGCUGGAGAUCUUCGCUAUGAUUUUUGCAGCUGCCAUACAUGACUAUGAACACACUGGAACCACCAACAAUUUUCACAUCCAGACAAGGUUGGACUCAGCCAUUCUAUAUAAUGACCGGUCUGUGCUUGAAAAUCAUCACAUUAGUGCAGCAUAUCACCUUUUGCAAGAUGAUGAAGAGAUGAACAUUUUAUCUAAUCUCUCAAAGGAUGAUUGGAGGGAAUUUAGAGCUCUAGUCAUUGAGAUGGUGUUGGCUACUGAUAUGUCCUGUCACUUCCAACAAAUCAGAGCUAUGGAGAAUGCUUUGCAGCCGCCAGAAGGAAUUGACAAGCCGAAAACCUUAUCACUGUUAUUACAUACAGCAGAUAUCAAUCAUCCAGCCAAGGCCUGGGAUCUCCAUCAUCACUGGACUAUGUCUCUACUAGAGGAGUUCUUCAGACAGGGUGACAAGGAAGCAGAGGUAGGGCUGCCCUUCUCUCCUCUGUGUGAUUGGAAAUCUACUAUGGUUGCUCAGUCUCAAAUAGGUAUGUCCCUUUUGGUGCAUGUGAAGUAG